CAGAGUUCCAUGAUAGUGGAAGGUAUCGGCCUUUAUCUUCCAUCCGUGAUGAUCGCUGAUUCAUAUCAAAAAAAGUAUAAAUGUAUAAAGGGAAGUGGAAGUUGCCUUCCGCCAACAACACUGUCAUCUUAGUUGCAUAGAAAUUAAUUCACCCUUUUUUUUUGUUUAGAAGUUUUAAAUUCGCCAUUAGAUUAUUCAAUCUCUCAAAAAAAAUCGGCGAAAAAAUAAAUAUCCCGUCUACAAACACUUGAUUCACGUGGAUAAAAGAAAAGAAAAAACAAGUCCUGACACCAAUUGAUACAGUCUUGUAGUGAUUUAGGAAUAUGUGUGGUAUUCUAGCCGUUCAUCGCGUCGCUGAAGAUAUUGAGGCCUUCAAGCCCAAGGCUCUUUACUUGUCAAAACAAUUACGCCACCGUGGACCAGAUUGGUCGGGUAAGGCUAUUCGCAACAAAACCAUUCUUUGCCAUGAGCGUUUGGCCAUUGUCGGCGUCGACAGUGGUGCUCAACCCAUUACCUCUGAAGAUGGUAAGCUGGUCCUCUCUGUCAAUGGUGAAAUUUACAACCACCUUCAAUUGCGCGAGUCUUUGAAGGGCUCUUACAACUUUAGAACCCAUUCCGAUUGUGAAGUAAUUCUUUACUUAUACCAGGAACAUGGCGCCGCUUGUGCUAAUCUCCUUGAUGGUAUGUUCUCUUUUGCCUUAUAUGACCAAAACAAGGACAAAGUGGUUGCGGCUCGUGACCCUAUUGGUAUUACCACCUUAUAUCAAGGUUUCAACUCUGAAAGCCCUGAAACUGUGCAUUUUGCUUCUGAGUUGAAGGCUUUACAUCCUAUCUGCGAUAAGAUUAUUGCUUUCCCUCCUGGUCAUUAUUAUGAUUCGGAAACCAAGCAAACCGUUCGUUACUUCAACCCCUCCUGGUGGAACGAAGACCGUAUUCCCGCCAACCCCGUUGACUAUAAGCUUCUUCGUAGUUCUUUGGAGACUGCUGUCCGCAAGCGUCUUAUGGCCGAAGUUCCUUAUGGUGUUCUUCUCUCUGGUGGUUUGGACUCUAGCUUAAUCGCCUCUAUUGCUGUUCGUGAAACAGAAAAGAUUGUUAGUUCCAAAAGUACUGAUAGUGAAGAAGCCCGUACUAUCAUGGCUUGGCCCAAGGUUCAUUCCUUUGCUAUCGGCUUGCCGGGUUCUCCUGACUUGCUUGCCGCUCGUAAGGUCGCCGAGUUUUUAGGCACCAUUCACCAUGAACACACCUUCACCAUUGAUGAAGGUCUCGACGCUCUUCGCGAUGUUAUAUUCCAUCUUGAAACUUAUGACGUUACUACUAUCCGUGCCAGUACACCCAUGUACUUGCUUUCUCGUAAAAUUAAAGCUCAGGGAGUUAAAAUGGUUUUGUCCGGUGAAGGUUCUGAUGAAAUUUUUGGUGGUUAUCUUUACUUUGGCAAUGCUCCUAGUCCUGCUGACUUCCAUUCUGAAUGCGUUCGCCGUGUUAAGGGCUUGCACUUGGCUGAUUGCUUGCGUGCUAACAAAUCCACUAUGGCUUGGGGUCUUGAAGCUCGUGUUCCCUUCUUGGAUAAGGACUUUUUGGAAGUCAGUCUUAACAUUGAUCCUAAAGAAAAGAUGUAUAUUAACGGCCGUAAAGAGAAGCACAUUAUCCGUAAGGCCUUUGAUACCUCUGAUGAACCUAAUGUCAAACCAUACCUUCCCGAAGACAUUCUUUGGAGACAAAAGGAACAAUUCUCAGAUGGUGUCGGUUAUUCUUGGAUUGAUGCUUUGAAGGAUACCGCUGAGUUGACUAUAUCAGAUGAUGAAUUCGUUGUACCUAAAAAGGAAUGGGGUAGUGAUAUUCCUGAUACUAAGGAGGCUUAUUGGUACCGUAAAAUGUUUGACGAAAUCUUCCCUGCGCAAUGUGCCGACACUGUUAUGCGCUGGAUUCCCAAGGCAGAAUGGGGUUGUCCUGCUGAUCCUUCUGGUCGUUUCCAGGCUUCUCACAUUGCUCACCUCGAUUAAGCUGUUUUUCGUUAUUUAGUAUUCUCCCCCCUUAAAAAAAAAAGUGUUCUGAUGAUAUGUAAAUUAGACCAUGAUACCGCCCUAUAUACUAUAAUCGACUCAAAAAACUUACUCCGAUUUUUUUGGUUCUCUUAAAUCUUUCGUUUUGGAUAUUUGUUAUAAAACAAUGAAAUAAUACA
Molecule: messenger RNA, 2179 nt
Organism: Schizosaccharomyces octosporus yFS286
Lineage: Eukaryota; Fungi; Ascomycota; Schizosaccharomycetes; Schizosaccharomycetales; Schizosaccharomycetaceae
Product: asparagine synthetase
Exons: 1
Coding region: 324-2000 (558 amino acids)
Cellular component (GO): cytosol
Molecular function (GO): asparagine synthase (glutamine-hydrolyzing) activity
Source: RefSeq, a predicted model, not a curated record